CACAGCCGGUACUGUACAAAUAGGACAGACGCAGAGAUAUUCAGUGCAACUAAAGCUGUUCAACCGUUUCUUUAACAAAGCCCAGAACCCAGAACAUAAUGGCUACAGGUAUCAAAAUGAUUUUUUGCAUUGGACUUGCUCUUGUACUGACAGGUGUGGGAAAGUCGGCCUUGAUUGGGAAGAGCCACAGCGGAGGAAAGGACGACCCUGUGCUGCAGUAUGUUGUUAACAACUCACUGAGGGAGCAUCCAGUGCUCACCAAACUCAGACUGAGAACCCUUGAAGACACGUGGAGCGUCAUGAUGGUUGCCAGUGAACAAGCCCAGUUUAUGGCAAAUCUUAUUAGACUGAUAAAUGCAACUAAAGCUAUUGAAAUUGGGAUGUACACAGGGUACAAUGCACUGAGCAUGGCUUUGGCCAUGCCAGAGAAUGGACGCGUGGUAGCUUGUGAAAUAGAAGAGACCUAUGUGAACAUUGCCAUGCCGUUUUUUAAAGAGGCUGGAGUUGAAAAUAAGAUCGAUGUACGCCAUCAAAUAGCCACGCAGACACUGAGUGAUUUGAUAGCAGCCGGGGAAGCUGGAACAUACGACUUUGUUUUCAUCGACGCUGAUAAAUUCAACUACGACAGAUACUACGAGAAGUCCCUCGAGCUCAUACGACAAGGGGGCAUCAUUGCGAUUGACAAUGUGCUGUGGAGCGGAAAAGUUCUGAAUCCUGCUCCCAGUGACCUCACCUCCCAGUCUUUGGAUAAUCUGAAUAAGAAGCUACACAAGGACCAGAGGAUCGAGCUGAGCAUGCUCACCAUUGGCGACGGGCUGUCCAUUGUCAUUAAACGCUGAAAUCACAAGUUUAAAAGUUACAUGUUUGCUAGUUUUGAUAUUAAAUAUAAAUGUGCAGUACAUUUCCUUCUGUACUUUGUGUUGUCAGCUACAACAAUCGUCCAUUGAAUGUCUUUUCUCUACAGCAGAUUAAACAUUUACAACUUUC
Sebastes umbrosus (honeycomb rockfish) is the source of this 987-nucleotide messenger RNA. It is a transcript of the gene comtd1a, whose product is annotated as catechol-O-methyltransferase domain containing 1. Lineage: Eukaryota; Metazoa; Chordata; Actinopteri; Perciformes; Sebastidae. The record is from RefSeq and is a predicted model, not a curated record. The transcript is spliced from 7 exons. Gene Ontology annotation, molecular function: O-methyltransferase activity; S-adenosylmethionine-dependent methyltransferase activity. Bases 99 to 839 code for a protein of 246 amino acids.